AUGGCUCAUCUCUCCUCCUCUUCCUCCUCCUCUUCCUCCUCCUCCUCUGCAGGCCCAAAGCAGGAGAUGAUCUACGACUUCUGGCGGAUGGUUUGGCAGGAGAACUGCUUCAGUAUUGUCAUGAUCACCAAGCUGGUGGAGGUGGGCCGGAUGAAGUGCUGUAAGUACUGGCCGGACGACACAGAGCUGUACGGAGACAUUAAGAUCACGCUGCUGAAGACCGAGACGCUGGCCGAGUACACGGUGCGCACCUUCGCCAUGGAAAGGAGAGGAUACCCGGCCAAACACGAGGUGUGUCAGUUCCACUUCACGUCGUGGCCGGAGCACGGCGUCCCGUAUCACGCCACCGGGCUGCUGGCCUUCCUGCGCCGCGUCAAAGCCUCGACCCCUCCUGACGGGGGGCCGGUGGUGGUGCACUGCAGCAUGGGGGCGGGUCGGACCGGCUGCUACAUCGUUCUGGACGUCAUGCUGGAUAUGGCCGAGUGUGAGGGGGUGGUGGACAUCUACAACUGUGUGAAGACCCUCUGCUCCCGACGCAUCAACAUGAUCCAGACCGAGGAGCAGUACGUGUUCAUCCAUGACGCCAUCCUGGAGGCGUGUCUGUGCGGAGAGACGGCCAUCCCCGUGAACGAGUUCGCUCUGACCUACAAGGAGAUGCUGAAGGUCGACACGCAGAGCAACACCUCGCCCAUCAGAGAGGAGUUUCAG
Molecule: messenger RNA, 708 nt
Organism: Notothenia coriiceps (black rockcod)
Lineage: Eukaryota; Metazoa; Chordata; Actinopteri; Perciformes; Nototheniidae
Product: receptor-type tyrosine-protein phosphatase U
Exons: 5
Biological process (GO): protein dephosphorylation
Molecular function (GO): protein tyrosine phosphatase activity
Source: RefSeq, a predicted model, not a curated record